AUAUCAUGUGGUGCUCUCUGAUUGGUCGGAUCAAAAUUUGCCCACAUCAGUGUCAAAGUCGCGGGUUUUAUUUAGAGAAGAAGGAAAUUUCGUCAUGCCAUCUUCAAGAUUUUCCUGAAUUUCAAUCUACCACAGCUGCAUCUAGUCAGUGGUUGCAAUUAUUCUGUUGCAAAAAGAGUUAAAGUGUUUUAUUUGUGAGAAACCAUGGCGAUUAAUUUGGUGGAUAUGGUGCCGUUGGUCCAAGAUAAAAAGUUUACGGCUUUAAUUCUCCUCCUUUGCCUUGAUCUCUUUAUGGAUGGUGCUGAAUCAGCAACACAGGCGGAAAUUGAUAGGCACCUGGAGAUGGGAAGACAGUACCUGGCCAGCAAUCAGUUAGCUGACGCUCUAACACAUUACCACGCAGCUGUUGAGGGGGACCCAUCAAAUUAUCUUACCCUCUUCAAACGUGGCACCGUCUACUUUGCCCUGGGGAAGGCCCGGAAUUGCCUUCAGGACUUUUCGCGCGUUUUGGAGCUGAAGCCUGAUUUUACAACAGCUCGUGCCCAGCGUGGUGUGGUCUAUCUCAAAUUGGGUGACUAUAGCAAUGCUGAACUUGACUUCCAUACAGUGCUUCUUGAGGAACCCUACAAUGAUGACGUAAACUACUUGUACAGCAAAAUAGAUCCAGCUCGUGAACAAUGGGCAGCCGUUGAGGAUUUAAUACGUCGCGGUGAUUACCGGACAGCCAUAGCCUUCCUCACGCAGCUCCUUGAAAUCUCUCCAUGGAGCGCAACCUUCCGCGAGAGUCGAGCAGAUUGCUACAUCAAGGAGAAUGAUGUCCUAUCCGCUGUUUCUGAUCUCAGAUCUGUCAAUCGUCUAUCCCACGACAGCACAGGAGGGUACUUUCGCCUUGCCACACUCUUGUACAAUAUGGGACACACUGCAGAUGCCUUAAAGGAGAUUCGGGAGUGUCUGAAGUUAGAUCCCGAGCACAAAGACUGUUUUCCCUUCUAUAAGAAGCUAAAGAAGGUGGAGAAGGCCCUCUCGGAUGCUCAAUCGUAUCUCGAUGAGCGCCAAUAUGUGGGAUGUAUCGAUUCCGCUGAGAAGGUGUUGAAAUUCGAGACAGAGGUACCAAUGGUGAUAUUCAGUGCAAAGCACCUUCUUUGCUCGUGUCACGUGAAAGAGGAGCAAUUCACACAGGCAGUAACACGGUGUCGUGAAGCACUGGAGAUUCACAAAGAUCCCACCGUUCUCUGUGAUCGUGCAGAGGCGUACAUUGGUACGGAAAUGUAUGAUGAUGCCAUUCGAGACUACCAGGCAGCUAUCAAUAUCGAUGAGCACCUUCAGCGAGCUAAAGAAGGACUCGAACGGGCUAAGCGUCUACAGAAGCAAUCAGAGAGGAGAGACUACUACAAAAUUCUCAAUGUUAAGCGCACAGCUACAAAGCAGGAGAUCACCAAGGCGUACCGGAAGGCCGCCCAAAAGUGGCAUCCGGACAACUUCCAGGGUGAUGAGAAGAAAAUUGCCGAAAAGAAGUUUAUUGACAUUGCAGCAGCCAAGGAAGUUCUCACGGAUCCCGAGAAGCGACAACAAUUUGACAAUGGGGAAGAUCCACUGGACCCAGAGGGUGGCAAUCAUGGUGGCUAUGGUGGUUUCCGGGGUGGAAAUCCCUUCCAUCAUUUCCACCACGGAUCACCGUUCCAGUUCAAAUUUCACUUCAACUAAUCCCUGCUCUUGAAACAAUCCCAAAUGGCCACGUCAGUGAUGCCGCUGUGGUGUGUGGGUGAGCUGCUUCAAGCAUUCUCCCAUCUCCGUGGCGCAAGACCUUGCUCGGUAAAAAAAAUCCCCACUCUUGUCUCUUAUAAUCUUAAAUUAUUUCACAUUGGAUUUUUAGCAUCACUAUAAAAAGUAAUAAUUAAAAAAAAGUCAAGUCAGGAUUUGUCUGAUGGUGAAUUAUGUAUGAUUGUGAGGAGAUUGUGUGAAUCUUAAAUAUUGUAAAUAAAAUAAAAUAAAGAAUUUGUUAAGGAUCGAA
Molecule: messenger RNA, 2011 nt
Organism: Lutzomyia longipalpis
Lineage: Eukaryota; Metazoa; Arthropoda; Insecta; Diptera; Psychodidae
Gene: P58IPK
Product: dnaJ homolog subfamily C member 3
Exons: 6
Coding region: 205-1704 (499 amino acids)
Biological process (GO): protein folding in endoplasmic reticulum
Cellular component (GO): endoplasmic reticulum
Molecular function (GO): protein-folding chaperone binding; misfolded protein binding
Source: RefSeq, a predicted model, not a curated record